Molecule: messenger RNA, 2126 nt
Organism: Cucumis melo (muskmelon)
Lineage: Eukaryota; Viridiplantae; Streptophyta; Magnoliopsida; Cucurbitales; Cucurbitaceae
Exons: 4
Coding region: 194-1219 (341 amino acids)
Molecular function (GO): nucleic acid binding
Source: RefSeq, a predicted model, not a curated record
GGAAUAUUCAAGAAAGUCCUACAAAUGGUGUGUUUAGUGUUUCUAAAGUCAACAACAAUCCCUCAGUCUCAUGUUUCAUACGCAACCCGACAACCGAACCUGCAAAGAAAUUGGGUCUGUGUUCUUGUGGGGAUAAGAAGAUUUCUCCACACUUCUCUCUCAGUUUCUUGAAGAACAAGAAGAAGUAAGAACCAUGGAUUCCUCUUCAGCUUCUCCCAUUGAUGCCUUUCCAGAUGGGCUCAAAGAUAAAGUCUCAGUGGUUGACCCCUUUUUGAUUGAAGUCCUUCACAACCCUCGACACCGACUAACCAUUCUGCGGAUGGAACUUGAUAUUCAAAGGUUCUUGCAAAACCAAGAGCAGCAGGUGUUUGAGUUCCAACACUUUCCUACUUCAUACCUUCGACUCGCAGCUCAUCGUGUUGCUCAACACUAUGGUCUGCAGACAAUGGUCCAGGAUAAUGGUAUAGAUGGACAAGGGAGAAUUUUGGUGAAGAAAACUGUUGAAGCUAGAUUCCCAACCAUUUGCUUAUCUCAAAUACCUGCAAAACAAUUGGCUGAUGAUAAACCUGGGCAUGUUAAAAUUGCUGUUAGGCCGAAGCCGAAUAAGUUGUCUGAUGAUGCAGGUAAUUGUAUGGCUAAGCAAAGUCAUGGUAGGACUGUGGAGCAGAGGAAGGAAGAGUAUGAUAAGGCACGUGCUCGAAUAUUCAGCAGCCAAAGUAGUGGUUCAGUGGAUGUAUUGUCCCAUACUGUCACCGAGGGGCUUGGUAUACCUCCAAACAGAGAUAGGGCGGAAGAUUGUAGAGUGAACGAUGUUGAGAAGUAUAUGAGUGGUACAGAUGCUGGGAAUGGGGCUUCUUCUCGGGUUGCCAUUUUAAGAGAUAGGGAAAAGGAUCUUAGUGACCCAGAUUAUGAUCGGAGUUAUGAAAGGUAUGUUAAGAGCCUUCCAAUUAAUCUUACUCCGAGCUUGAAUUUUCCUCCUUUCACCUUUCAAAACAUCAUGCCUUCAUUUACCGGUUACCAUGUACCAAGGAACGAGGUUCCACUGGGCUAUGUUUCUCCUUCACAAAUCAAAACUGUAGGAUUGAAUCAGAUGUCUAGAUCCUCAGCCAAUGUGCCGUGGCCAUGUGCAGGGAUGCCAUACCCACAUUCUGCUUUCCAGGUACGUUUAAGAUCUUUACAGUACACAGCCUCUGUUCUAUCACUUGAAUUGAUUUGGUAAAACUGAAAAGUUAUAUCACACAACCCAGGUUCUUACUAGUGUUUACAAAAUUCACUUGGAUUGAUCUUGCUUAAUCUAGAAACAAUAUGGAGAAGCUACAAAAUUAAUUAGGCAAAGUUGUAAAGAACACCGAAAGGUUGAACCUUAGCUAGGUCAAUCAUUUCUGCCUCUGUAUGAAUGUCGUUUUCGUUGAUUGUGCUGGAGCUUGUUCAAUGAAAAUGCUAUGUAAAACUGCUUUUGCUACAUUUAUCCAAAGAUCUCCCCCUUCUUGGAAUUUGACCGUAAAACAGUUGGAUGAUGUUCUCCCUUUGCUUUUUUACCCCAAAGGUUAGGACACUUGGAACUUAUUCCUUCUCACCAAUCUUAUUAUAACAGCAAUGGAGUAACAGACGAUAGGUUUUUCUCUUGCCCCACGACAUAAAAUGCACCUAUUUGAUCGAAAAGAUGAAUCCGGUACACUGAUGAAUUCAUUGUUCCAAACAUCAUUUUAGAAAAUAACCCUUCCAAACACAAAAUACCUGUCUGAAAGCCUAUCUUCCAACUGUCUUUAUCUUUUUCACAGUUGAUUCAGUAGUGUUACUGUCUUCUACCCGCUUGCGUACUUUAUUUCUUUAGUAGAGAUGCAUCAACUGUUUUAUUCUCUUCUAACUUAAGCCUAUCUUCCAACUGUCUUUAUCUUUGUGUUGACUUCCUUUUGGUGUUAUUGCAGGCUCCAUUGUAUCAACAGUCUUUGAGUUUUGAUUAUAUGCAAUACAAUUGAAUACGGCAGUUAGGAGAUAGUGGUAAUUAAAAACUGAUUUACUCGGCUAAUUAUAUACUCAUUUUGUUAGUUCCAAAACCUCCCAUUAUAAUCAAUUGUUUUAAACUAAACUCUUUAAUUUAUACUUUCUAUCAUUUCUAAUAUUCA